Molecule: messenger RNA, 4141 nt
Organism: Cariama cristata (Red-legged seriema)
Lineage: Eukaryota; Metazoa; Chordata; Aves; Cariamiformes; Cariamidae
Gene: SPAG9
Product: sperm associated antigen 9
Exons: 27
Coding region: 138-3674 (1178 amino acids)
Biological process (GO): vesicle-mediated transport
Cellular component (GO): cytoplasm
Molecular function (GO): MAP kinase scaffold activity; JUN kinase binding; kinesin binding
Source: RefSeq, a predicted model, not a curated record
GCAGGAGCGGGGCAGCUGCCGCCGAGGGCAUUGCUUUUGUGGCAGCGGCUGAAUGACAGGCUUUGCCGACAGAGAUACACCCUCGGCCCCCGUGUAGCCGCCUUGGGUCCGGCGUUUCACCAUGCCAGCGCAGCGCCAUGAAUCCUGGAUGCAUGCUGCUGUUUGUGUUUGGCUUCGUUGGCGGGGCGGUGGUCAUUAACUCGGCUAUCUUGGUAUCUCUCUCGGUUUUGCUGCUAGUGCACUUUUCUAUUUCUACCGGUGUGCCAGCUCUGACGCAGAACCUACCAAGGAUACUCAGAAAGGAGCGUCCAAUAUCACUGGGCAUCUUCCCAUUAGCCUCAGGAGAUGCACUACUUACACCUGAAACUCAGAGAGAAGCGGGGGAAACGCCUGGGUCAGAGCACUGGAAAUUCCACGAGCUGAGCCAGCCACGGUCCCACACAAGCCUAAAGGAUGAGCUCUCUGAUGUUAGCCAAGCAGGCUCAAAAUCUACUACUCCAGCAUCCACAGCUGCUUCAGAUGUACCUGUACUGCCUGCUGAAACUCCUCAAAAGGAAGAUGUUGAAGGGCUUGCAAAGGACACAGAUAUGCCAAAUGAGAAACUGGACGUAAGCAAGAAUAUUGAAGUACAGGUGGCUCAAGAGACAAGAAACGUGUCCACUGGUGGAAAUGAAAAUGAAGAAAAAUCUGAAGUUCAAGCAAUCAUUGAGUCAACUCCAGAGUUGGACAUGGAUAAAGAUCUCAGUGGAUAUAAGGGUUCCAGCACUCCUACCAAAGGCAUAGAGAACAAAGCAUUUGACCGUAAUACAGAGUCACUCUUCGAAGAGCUGUCAUCUGCUGGUUCUGGCCUAAUUGGAGAUGUGGAUGAAGGUGCAGAUUUACUGGGAAUGGGUCGUGAGGUUGAAAACCUUAUUUUGGAAAACACUCAGCUGUUGGAGACAAAAAAUGCACUGAAUGUAGUGAAGAAUGAUUUGAUAGCAAAGGUGGAUGAAUUGACCUGUGAGAAGCAUGUACUACAAGGUGAAUUAGAGGCUGUAAAACAAGCAAAACAAAAGCUUGAAGAGAAGAAUAAAGAACUGGAAGAAGAGCUAAGAAAAGCUCGUGCAGAAGCAGAGGAAGCAAGACAGAAAGCUAAAGAGGAUGAUGAUAGUGAUGUCCCCACUGCUCAGCGGAAGCGUUUUACUCGUGUUGAAAUGGCCCGUGUUCUGAUGGAAAGAAAUCAAUAUAAAGAGAGGUUGAUGGAGCUUCAGGAAGCUGUCCGAUGGACUGAGAUGAUAAGAGCAUCAAGAGAAAAUCCAGCCAUGCAAGAAAAGAAGAGAUCAAGCAUUUGGCAGUUUUUUAGCAGGCUCUUCAGUUCAUCAAGCAAUACAGCUAAGAAACCAGAACCUCCUGUCAAUGUUAAAUACAACGCUCCAACCUCGCAUAUUACUCCAUCAGUCAAGAAAAGAAGCAGCACCUUAUCUCAAUUACCGAGUGACAAAUCUAAAGCCUUUGAAUUCCUCAGUGAAGAAACUGAAGCCAGUUUAGCCUCACGCAGAGAGCAGAAGAGAGAGCAGUAUCGCCAAGUGAAAGCACAUGUUCAGAAAGAGGAUGGUAGAGUGCAAGCAUUUGGCUGGAGUCUACCUCAGAAGUACAAACAGGUGGCAAAUGGUGGCCAGGGUGACAAUAAAAUGAAGAACUUGCCUGUACCUGUUUACCUGAGACCUUUAGAUGAGAAGGAUACCUCUAUGAAGCUGUGGUGUGCUGUAGGAGUAAAUCUAUCAGGAGGGAAAACAAGAGAUGGUGGGUCCGUGGUUGGUGCUAGUGUAUUCUACAAUGAUGUGACUGGUAUGGACGCAGACGGCAACAAGCAGCAAACAGGAUCUCAAAGUAGCUUAGAUAGACUAGACCAAGAGCUCAAGGACCAGCAGAAGGAGCUGAAACAUCAGGAAGAAUUAUCCAGUCUGGUUUGGAUCUGUACUAGCACACAUUCUGCUACAAAAGUUAUCAUUAUUGAUGCUAAUCAACCAGGAAAUAUUCUGGACAGUUUCAUUGUUUGCAAUUCUCAUGUGCUUUGUAUUGCUAGUGUACCAGGGGCAAGGGAAACAGACUAUCCUGCAGGAGAAGAAGGGUCUCAAGAAGCAGAUCCCAAUCAAGUGGACAAGUCAUCUCUGUGUGGAAGUAUGACUAGCAACAGCUCUGCAGAAACUGAUAGCUUGCUAGGAGGAAUAACAGUGGUUGGCUGUACUGCAGAGGGUAUCACAGGAGCGCCUGUAGCUCAUGAUGCAAACGGUGGCUCACCAAUGACAGAUAAACAGUCAGAUAUUGCAACUGAAAGUAAUUCAGUAGAUGAGAACAUUCCAACAGCAGAGGAGGCAACAGAAGCAACAGAAGUCAAUGCAGGGACAGGAGAAGACACAGCUGAUAUUGCACAAACUGGAGUCUACACAGAGCAUGUCUUUACAGAUCCUUUGGGAGUGCAGAAUACAACAGAAGCGUCUCCAGUGUACCAGCCUAGUACUGAGUCAGAGUUAUAUAAAGACAUUGCAGUUUUGCCAAAUGAGCAAGAUCUAGUGAGAGAAGAAGCACAGAAAAUGAGUAGCCUUUUACCGACAAUGUGGCUUGGAGCACAGAAUGGAUGCCUAUAUGUUCAUUCGUCAGUGGCGCAGUGGAGGAAAUGUGUUCAUGCCAUUAAACUUAAAGAUUCUAUUCUCAGUAUUGUACAUGUAAAAGGAAUAGUAUUAGUUGCACUAGCUGAUGGAACACUGGCAAUAUUUCACCGAGGAGUUGAUGGUCAGUGGGAUUUAACAAACUACCACCUCUUAGACCUGGGCCGGCCACAUCAUUCGAUAAGAUGUAUGACAGUGGUACAUGACAAAGUCUGGUGUGGCUACAGGAACAAAAUCUAUGUUGUUCAACCAAAGGCCAUGAAAAUAGAGAAGUCAUUUGAUGCACACCCAAGAAGAGAAAGCCAAGUGAGACAGCUGGCAUGGGUGGGUGAUGGGGUAUGGGUGUCUAUUCGUUUGGACUCCACCCUGCGUCUCUAUCAUGCGCACACAUAUCAGCAUCUACAAGAUGUGGACAUUGAACCUUAUGUAAGCAAAAUGCUAGGUACUGGUAAACUGGGAUUCUCAUUUGUGAGAAUCACAGCUCUUAUGGUGUCUUGUAAUCGUUUAUGGGUAGGAACAGGAAAUGGUGUCAUCAUCUCCAUUCCAUUAACAGAAACUGUAAUCCUCCACCAGGGACGUUUACUGGGGCUGAGGGCUAAUAAAGCAGCAGCAGGCUCCGGAAACCGUCCGGGGAGUGUAAUACGUGUAUAUGGUGAUGAAAACAGCGACAAAGUGACUCCGGGAACAUUCAUACCAUAUUGUUCAAUGGCACACGCACAGCUUUGCUUCCAUGGACACCGUGAUGCUGUUAAAUUCUUUGUCGCAGUACCUGGUCAGGUUGUUUGCCCACAGAACAGUGGUGGAACAGAGGUAACAGCUGAUAAACUGGCCCAAGAGUCCUUCAACCAGAGUCCCUUAAAAUCAAUGUUGGUGAUAAGCGGUGGAGAAGGCUAUAUUGACUUCAGAAUGGGUGAUGAAGGUGGAGAAUCUGAACUCCUUGGAGAAGCUCUACAACUUGAACCUUCUGUAGCCAAAGCUGAGAGGAGUCACUUGAUAGUGUGGCAAGUAAUGUGUGGCAGCGAGUGAGCCUGUACGAUGCAGCUGGAGACCUUAAAAAAAAAAAGCUUCUGCAUGUUUUUUUAUUUUAUGAAACCUGUUUCACUACAUGAUGUUGAAGUAUUUCUUUGCUGUUUAACUUUAUAUUGCAAAUCUGUCAUACCUUUAACUAUACAGGAAUUAGCUUGUGCUGUUUUACUGCACCUGUGUUACAUGGAACAGUAUAAUGAAAUCAGAUCUUUUUAAAAACUGGUGCGCACACCAUGGUAAACAACUGAGACAUUACUUUUACUGUACCACAGCAAUCUAAUGUAUUUCACUUCUUUGGUAGUCUCACUUGAGUUCAGCUUUAUUACAACUGAGCUUCAUUUCACUGUAUAAUGUAUUGAGUAAAACAGCAAAGUUAUUUCCAGAAUAUUAAAAAAUUGGCAAAUUAUAAGAUGGAUUAUUAAGACUCAUCCAAAUAUUCAGUGAGGGCUAAAGUAAACUGUAAAUUU